AGGUGGCGCCCGUAGCUCAGCAGCCUGGACUCCGGGCUAUUUAUAUCCCAUGAUUACAGUGCAGGGGCUCUGCUUUUCCAGCGACUUCGAAGGGGGUGGGGGGGUAGAGAGGAAAACACCACCCCAGCCUCACUGUGUCCCUUCUGUCGCCAUAUUCUCCAUGCAGAUCUCCAGCAAGCAAGCACCCCGGCUCAGGGCAGCACGAAACUUCAACAUCCCCUAAAAAAUCCAGGCUUUAGUAAGGGGAGCACCUUCUAGGAGCUGCAGGGCAAGAUGACUAACGUGUCCUAUCACAUCUCUAACCUCCUGGAGAAGAUGACAUCCACUGACAAAGAUUUUAGAUUUAUGGCCACCAAUGACCUGAUGAUGGAACUGCAGAAAGAUUCCAUAAAGCUGGAUGAAGACAGUGAGAAAAAAGUUGUGAAAAUGCUUUUAAAAUUGCUUGAGGACAAAAACGGGGAGGUGCAGAACUUGGCUGUCAAGUGUUUGGGCCCUUUGGUCAGCAAAGUGAAAGAAUAUCAGGUAGAAACUAUUGUGGACUCUCUGUGUACAAACAUGUUAUCAGACAAGGAACAACUGCGGGAUAUCUCCAGCAUUGGUCUGAAAACGGUCAUCUCAGAGCUGCCUCCAGCGUCUACCGGUUCCACAAUGACAGCCAAUGUGUGCAAAAAGAUCACGGCCCAGCUAACUGGAGCCAUUGGGAAACAAGAGGAUGUAUCUGUGCAGUUAGAGGCUCUUGACAUCCUGUCAGAUAUGUUGAGCAGGUUAGGGGGGAUGCUUUACACUUUUCAUUCCUCUAUCCUGAACUGCCUCCUUCCUCAGCUCAGGAGCCCCAGACUGGCUGUGCGUAAGAGAGCCAUCAUUGCUCUAGGCUAUCUGGUCUUGACGUGCAAUGGGAAUAUCUUCUCAGAACUCAUGGAGCACUUGCUAGCUGAACUGAAGAGGAAUGAGUCUACUUCUACCACAAGAACGUACAUUCAGUGUAUCGCGGGUAUCAGCAGGCAGGCUGGGCACCGCACAGGAGAGUAUCUGGAGAAAAUCAUCCCGUUAGUUGUUCGGUACUGUAACGUGGAGGAUGAUGAGCUGAGGGAAUACUGCUUUCAGGCCUUCGAGUCUUUUGUGAGAAGGUGUCCAAAGGAAAUUGGCCCUCACAUCCCUAGUGUGAUGGGAUUGUGCCUGAAGUACAUUACUUAUGACCCAAAUUACAACUAUGACAAUGAGGAGGAGGAGGAAGAGGAGGAAAUGAUGGAAACUGAAAAUGGGGAGGAUGAAGAGCAAGAGAGCGACGAUGAGUACAGCGAUGACGAUGACAUUAGCUGGAAAGUUCGCAGGUCUGCGGCUAAGUGCCUGGAAGCCAUUGUCAGUACCCGGCACGACCUCCUUCAGGAUUUCUACAAGACUCUGUCCCCGGUUUUGAUAGGCAGAUUCAAGGAAAGAGAGGAGAAUGUCAAAGCCGACAUCUUCUGUGCUUAUAUCGCUUUGCUGAAGCAAACGCUGCCCAUACAAAGCUGGCUACAUGCUUCAGAUGCAGGAGGCAAGGAAGAGAUACCCCUCACCAUGCUUCAGAACCAGGUUCCAAACAUAAUCAGGGCCUUGCACAAGCAGCUCAAGGAGAAAAGCAUCAAAUCAAGGCAAGGGUGCUUCAGUCUCCUUACAGAAUUGGCCAAUGUUCUUCCUGGCUGCCUGGCAGAUCACAUCCCUGCAUUAAUGCCUGGUAUUAUUUUCUCCUUGACUGAUAAAUCCAGCUCCUCCAACAUGAGGAUUGAUACACUGUCUUUCCUUCAUGUUCUUCUCUGCAAUCACCAGCCAGAAGUAUUUCAUCCCCAUAUUAAGGCACUGCUACCUCCAAUUGUGUCCUGUAUUGGGGACCCCUUUUAUAAGAUCACAUCAGAAGCUUUGCUGGUCACUCAGCAGCUUGUGAAAGUUAUUCGGCCCUUGGACAAAUCUUGUACGUUUGAUGUCAAGCCCUUUGUGAAAGACCUUUUUUCUGGUACUCUGAAGAGACUGAAAGCUGCUGAUAUUGAUCAGGAGGUGAAAGAACGGGCUAUUUCUUGCAUGGGACAGAUCGUCUGCAAUCUUGGAGACCAUUUAAGUGGUGAUCUCCCGCCAACUUUGAAGAUUUUUCUAGAAAGGCUCAAAAAUGAAAUAACCAGACUUACAACAGUCAAAGCAUUAACCUUAAUUGCUAGUUCCCCACUGAAGAUAGACUUAAGACCUAUUCUAGGGGAAGGAUUCCCCAUUUUAGCUUCCUUCUUGCGAAAGAAUCAACGUGCCUUGAAACUGAGUACUCUGACAGCUCUGGACAUAUUAAUUAAGAACUACAGCGAUAGCCUCAAGCCUGCCAUGGUUGAGUCUGUGCUGACAGAGCUUCCUGCUUUAAUUAGUGAGAAUGAUUUGCAUGUUUCUCAGGUGGCUAUCGUGUUCCUUACUACCUUAGCUAAGGUUUAUCCAUCUUCCUUGUCCAAGAUAAGUGGUUCAGUUCUUUCUGAACUCUUUCAGCUUGUCCACUCCCCUUUGCUACAAGGAGGAGCACUGAAUGCCAUAAUAGACUUCUUUCAAGCUUUGGUUAUAACAAAGACAGCUAACAUGGGUUAUGCAGAGCUGAUGAAACAGCUAACAAGCCCCAUAUACUCAAGUCCUGGUGGGGCAUCUGUGACUUUACAUAAACAAGCCUAUUACUCUGUAGCAAAGUGUGUGGCAGCCCUUUCAUCAGCAUGCCCAAAAGAAGCCACCAGGGUAGCAAGCCAGUUUAUUCAAGAUGUGAAGAACCCCAAGUCCAGUGCUGCUGUUAAAAUGCUAGCCUUCCUUUCGCUGGCAGAGAUGGGUCGCACCAUGAACCUAAGUGCUCAGAAGGAGCUCAAAACAGUAAUACUGGAAGCAUUUGCCUCUCCCAGCGAAGAGGUGAAAUCAGCAGCUUCCUAUGCUCUGGGGAACAUCAGUGCUGGGAAUCUUAAGGAAUAUCUUCCCUUUAUGCUGAAGGAAAUUGGAAGUCAGCCCAAGAGACAAUACUUACUACUCCAUUCUCUAAAAGAAGUCAUCAGCUCCUCCCCAGCAGAUGGCCUCAAACCUUAUGUGGAAGAUAUUUGGGCUCUGCUUUUCAACCAUUGCGAGUGCACAGAGGAGGGGACACGAAAUGUGGUUGCCGAAUGCUUGGGGAAACUGGCCCUAGUGAAUCCGUCCCAGCUGCUGCCCAGGCUGAAAAAGCAGCUGUCAUCAGGUUCCCCGCAUGCACGAAGUACUGUAGUAACUGCAAUCAAAUUCACAAUUUCUGAUCAGCCACAGCCUAUUGACGUACUUCUUAAAGGUUGCAUAGGUGACUUCUUAAAGACUCUUCAGGAUCCUGACUUGAAUGUUCGACGUGUUGCUUUAGCCAUGUUUAAUUCUGCUGCUCACAAUAAGCCUUCUUUAAUCCGAGACAUGCUGAACACUAUCCUGCCCCACUUAUACAACGAAACUAAGAUCAGAAGGGAACUGAUACGGGAGGUAGAAAUGGGGCCAUUCAAGCACACAGUGGAUGAUGGCCUUGAUGUAAGGAAAGCUGCCUUUGAGUGCAUGUACUCACUGUUGGAAAGCUGCCUUGACCGACUGGACAUCUAUGAAUACUUGAACCACGUGGAGGAUGGACUUAAGGAUCAUUAUGACAUUAGGAUGUUGACUUUCAUCAUGCUGGCUCGACUCUCCACGCUGUGUCCUAAUGCAGUUCUACAAAGGCUAGAGCGAUUGAUUGAACCCCUGAGGGCAACCUGCUCUACUAAGGUAAAAGCUGGUUCGGUGAAACAGGAAUUUGAAAAGCAGGAUGAACUGAAACGGUCAGCGAUGAGGGCAGUAGCUGCUCUACUAACCAUCCCUGAAGUAGAGAAAAGUCCAGUGAUGACUGAAUUUGCUUCUCAAAUCAGAGCCAAUCCUGAAAUGGCUUCACUCUAUGAAAGCAUUCAGAAGGAUUCAGCUUCAUUACCUACCACAGAAUCAAUGGAUAUGAAUUAAAGUCCUCUCUAACACAAAAUGAGUGAUGUCCCCUACAUUCAGGAAGAGGAAAUAAUUCUCUGAAGAUUGCAUUCCAUAUGCUAUGCUCCAACACUGCAAGCUUCAGGUGCAGGUAUCCCAUCUCGUAGUUAGAGCAGAAUCUUUACUUUGCUCUAAAGCAUUAGGUGUAUUCACUCUACUAGCAGAGAACAGUACCUGUUAACGGAUGCAAGUCAUCUAUACACAGUAUAGAGUUGCAGCAUCACUCAAUUUAAAAAAAAAAAAGCUAUAUACUUUUUUGAAUGCAUACUUCUAAACUUCUUAACUACACAAACUUGCUAAGAUUAUAGGCAAGUGCCCAAAUCAGGAAUAUUUAUACUAGUCUUAACCAUACAGCAUGGUGUACUACUAUACUUCCUGGAAUAUUAGUGUUCCUUAACAGAAAGAGCAGUGGGGCAAUUCAAGGGGUGCUGUGCUCCCAUUCCCUUUUCAGCUUCCUACUGUAUUUAAAUUCAACAUGCUCAGUAUAGUUUCUCCACCCCCCGUGGAACAGGAAGUGAACAGGCAGGUUAGAAAUGCUCUAGCCAAAGUGUAACAGUACUGAGUAUAGUAGCCCCUCCCCCUACAUUAGCAGCCUCAUUUUGAAGUCAAUAAGCUUUCUACGCUUACACUAUGAAAAAGACUAAUUCAGUACCAGUGCAACUUCACACCAUAGCUAUAGUGCAGUUCCUUCCCUCCAUCUUUUUAAGAACAUCACCAAGGGAAAACUGACACACUCAGUCUGCCUUUAAUCUCACUUUUUCACUAGUAUUUUAUAGGGAGAUCAUCUUCAUUGAGAUCUGGUCUGAUGAAGACUUAAUACAACCAUUCAACACACACCACCACAUUGUGGAUUUUUGUAUUUUAUUAAAUACAGUUACACAAAGGAGGAGCCCAUUUAUUCAUUUUCCUCACUGCGCAGUCUGGCAUUUGGAUUGGUGAUCUUGAUAGCAAGCUGAGCUGCUCGCUCUACAAUUACCUUGCGGUUCUUGGAGGAAACAUUGUGAGCAAUCUCUGCACAAUAAGACCUAUUAAAAUAUGGAUAAAGAAUCAAUAUUUCAGCAGCAUAAAGCAGGCCAAUAUUCAAUUCACAGUCUAGGAAAAAAGAUCUCCCCCUUUAAGCAACACAAGAAUGGAAACAUUGAGCUAAGUGUGCAUGCAUUCUGUAGGGAAAGAACAAGCAAGCAGCUCUAAGUAAAAAUAAAUAUUUUAAGAACCAAAUAUAGCAUUAAUUGGUGUCCAAUGAGAAUUAAUGAUUCAGGCAGUUAGAAACAAACAGAUUAAAGUGUACACAGUGCCUCUUGUGAGAAACUCCUCUGCAACAUUCUUCUGGACUAUUUAUAACUAGGACUAAAUAGGCUUAAAUUUGAAUGUAAACAUUAAAUCUAAAUUCUGAAACACCAUGUUAAAGAUCAGUUUAGGUUUUAAGCUAGUAUUUUAGCAAAAUCUACAAGUUUAACAGCACACAAACAUUUCACUUGCACUUCAUUUCCUUUCUCAUCUGCCUACUGCAGUAGAUAAACUCUUGUAGUAGGACAGUGUGUCAGAUCACACGAUAUUAGUACCAGCUUCCUGAUCCCAAGUAGCAACACACUCCCCAUCGCUGCUACUGAACUGUCUACAGUUUUCUUCAAAUGUCAACUGCAUUUUCCUCUCCUGAUCCCAUUUCUCUGCAUUAUCCCUGUAACAUCCUAGGGUCAAGUUACUGCUGGAAUAAGGCAGCACAGAUCCAAUGAAGACAGCUAAGUUGCAUCCACUCAUGCCAGUUGUGACUCAGGCCCUACCACCGAUAAUUCCAGCUCAGUUUAGUUACAGCAAAAUGUAAUACGUAGUGAGAAAAUGCAAUUCAAAAUAUACCAGGGACCAAAUAUGUUUCCUACAAUACACAAGUCAGAUGCAUUUACAAGGGUAAAAGGUUACUAUUUAAACAAUUAAGUUUGACAUUUUAUAAAGCCUCUAUUAGCUAGUACAUAUGCCUACGAUCUUCUGCUUGUGCAAUUUUUAGCAAAUAUUAUAUUAAGAAAAAUGCAAGCACAUGAUUCCUAAAUCAUUACUGUCUUUCCAGCACCUAAAUGUCAAGUUAAUGAAAGCAAAUCCAUCUGCCUAGUACUAUUUCCUAGGAUGCUGUUGCAGCAGUUUGUAGACAUUGAAAUAUUCAGCACAUUGCCAAAACAGACCCUGACUUUGAUGUGAUAUUAAGACCAAAUCAUGAUACUUAGCUAUCCUUACAGUUAAUAAGUUUAAGUACUGAAAUAAGUUAAAAGGGAGGUUGUUGAAUCCCCAUCACUGGAAGUUUUAAAGAACAGAUUAACUAGGCCUUUCCUGACAGUGGUUUGUCUAUACUUGGUCCUGCUCAGCACUAGUUAAUGAGGACUACACGACUUCUCCAGGGCCCCUUCACCCUACAUUUUUAUGGUUCUAUAAUGUAGUUAAUCAGGAAACCUGUCUCACAAGAAUAAGAUCAAUCUACAAAAACCUAUACAAAGCAAAGUUUAGGGUUUGUUUAAUCAAAGUUCAAAAUUAUUUCUAGCCUUUGAAUGUUUGAUCAUAAAAUGAUCUUCUCCUAAAGGCUGAAGACGAUGCACUGUACUUAAAUAGAAUGUUUAACAUCCCAGGAAGAGGACAUAAUUGAAGGGGAAACAAGAAGGCAGGUACAGCCAAGAUUCUGUUUUUAAUCAAGGUGUUCUCAACCUCUCUCCACUUAGGAUCCCAAAACUCAAAUACAACCUUGAUUUUUGACCUCAAUUCCCGAAAUUCUUUAUGGUCAAAUCUUACAGUCCUUUGGUGUUCGAAAAAGAACUGUGGUAUUACAGGAACAGCAAGAAACCAUGGCUUGGUUUUGAGUUGGAGGGUGAAGGCUGGUCAGCAAGUCGAUAUUGCUGAGGGACAGGAAUGCUGUACAAGGGUAGUUAGAGCAGUUGCGGGGUAGGGCAAGUUUAGUUUCAUCCCCUCCCACAUUCUGCUCCAGGAAAGUUCCGCUUAGAGAUAUCAAAGAGUCAAAUACUUUGACAAGCAGGACUACAUGUUCAUCCUCUUAUUCAUAGGUCAGUAGUGUCCAAAGGCCUCCAAACAUGAUUAAGGCCCCAAUGAGCUAAGGCCCUGAAUAAUGGCAUGGUGCUUCCUGGGAGCAAAGCAUGGUAUAGAUGGGCAAGAAGAGGGAGUAGCUCCAGCGAGAGGCAAAGGCAGGAGAAAGAGAGAACAGAGCAUCUCACUCAGGCUUAAAAAUCUAGCAGUUUCUAACUAUUUCACUAGAUCUCUCCCCUCCCUUGCAACCUGCCCUGGACUCCUGCUCCCCGCCCCGCCCCUUGAGAACCUUGAUUUUGAUCACAAAAUUACAACAGAACUAAAGUUUAAACCUGCAUCACAGAAUACCAGGGUAGGUUAAGAGAUCUUUCCCAACUUACUUGUUACUCAUCAUCAGCACCUCAAGUUCUUUGACAUUGUGGACCAAAAACUUUCUGAAUCCGGUGGGCAGCAUGUGUUUUGUCUUUUUAUUGCUACCAUAGCCAAUGUUGGGCAUCAAGAUUUGGCCCUUGAACCUCCUGCGAGCUCUGUUAUCGAUACCUCUUGGUUUACGCCAGUUGCGCUAGGGAAAUGCAAGGAAGUUUUAAGAAUACAAUUGCACAAUCAUGAAGAAUAAAUGCAAAGAUUCAGGGUGGACGUGGUCUUUUUCAUUCAAACAUGUCUCAUCCUACAGCAUUACAAGCACAUCUGCAAGGAACCUCUACCAUAGUGUUAUUACAGAAAAUCCACAUUUCUGAUUCUUGAUAAUUAAAGGUACUUUUUAUGUUUUACCUCAUAACAGCUCCUAAAUAUAAUCACAUCUCAGACUUUAAGAUUUAAACACUCCAAUUUUUUUUUUGGUUCAGAGGGAUGCAUACCUUGAUCUUGACAUAGCGAUCUGAUUGAUGGCGGAUGAACUUCUUGGUUCUCUUCUUGACGAUCUUAGGUUUCACCAGGGGUCGGAGGGCAGGCAUGGUGUCUAAGAUAGAUAAAAUGGAUAAGAAAGAACACAAAACAAGAUAGCAAUAAGUUAUCUCACCCAAACCUGUAGCAGAUUGCCUUCCAUUAACUAGCCACUUCCAAAGCUAGUAAUGGAAUGGGUAUUCCUCUGCAGUAGUUCUCCCUCCUGCUUCCGAAGCUGGAAGAGUACUGAAAGCUCUCCAGAUGCGGUCCCGGGGAGGUCUCAUUUUGCUCACACAAGUCAAAAUUAUUUGGGAAUAAAAUGUCUUUGCAAGUCAUGUCAUAUAGACCUUCAACAAGAUGUUUUUAGGAGCUUCCCAAAUGAUCCUGCCCAUCCUCCCAAUUCUGUGGUUGUUGCUAGACUCCUUCCAAUUUGUGCCCAAACUGCUGAGUCAAAAAGCCAUCCUUGCAGCACGUACUAGUCUCCAUACAAAUUAGAAAAGAAAAUAUAAUCUUGCACCCCAUCCCAGCUAGAGCUCUUCAGUAUCACCUCAGCAGAUGCUAUUUCAACUUGAGUUGUCCAUUGAAGAACUUUUUGGUUUCUCCUAUGCAAUGCAAUAACUCCCUCUAGCAUUGACCCUCAAGGGCUUUCCCUUACCUACAGCAAGGCUCCCACUUCCACUGGCCAACACAGUGGCUUAUGCAACCACUUUAAAUUGGGAUUUCCAGUGCGAUCUUGGUUGACUACCGGUGAACGAUGCUCAGCUACUAGGAUGUUCAGCACAGUAGUAUAAAGAGAUUAGAUGAGUGACCGCGCGGCCGCCACUCGUGUGAGUAAAUUGCCACUCAGAGGGAGGAGGGCAUUUGGGGGGGAUCCUACAGCCAAGCCCUUGUGCUGGUUUGUAGGUUUCCAUUACGCCUCGCUCCCCCACGCCCCAAGCAGUUCUCUUGCUAGUGGGUUUCCAGGCGCGCAGCCGAGGCGACGCUGGAGCCCCUGCAGGGGUGGGGGGGACAAUGCCUCGCUUCCCCAAGCUGCAGCCCCGGCGCCCCCAGAAUUCGGAGAACCCCGCCCCCCUCCACCCCUCCCCCGUCCGGCCCAGAGCUGGGAGAAGGAAGAAAGCUCCGGUCACCCAGCGCUGGGGGACGCCUGCUCGACUCCCUGCUUCCCCAGGGCCGGCGAGCGAGGCCACCCCUUCGGCUGGGGAGCCCAGAACUCGCCCCUCCCGGCGCGGCCCCCCACAGCCCCAAGCUCGCCAACCCCCCUUUCCCUGGAUCCCGCUCCCGAACCCGGCUCCGCGGCCGCAAUAAUCCACCCCCGCCGGGAAAUACCCCGGAGCGCUAAAGCGGGGGGCCGUCAACGGGCCUCGGGAGACUGCAGGGCCAGGCUAGCAGGUCCCCCAGGCACCGAUGGCGACGGAUCCGGGCGGGCGCGGGACUUACCAGUUGGUAAUGGCGGCCACCCUGAGAGGCAGCGCCGCUGAGAGAGAGCGAGCGGAAGAGCGCGCGGGCUGAUGAGGUGACUCCUGAAGGUCCUGGCAGGCCAGAUCCCUGAUCACGACCGAGAAAGGGGGAAUCGGAACCAGCCUCCUAACUCUAAUAACUACCCUGGUUAGAUGAAGACCAAAGAGUAAUUAUUUCAGAGCAUAACAGUUGUUAAAAUGACUCGUAGUUUUUCUACAAUAAUAGCAACUAUAAUCUGCCAGGACCUGUUCCAAACAACUUCCGUUAACGGCAUCGGCAACUGCCAGAGGAGCGAGAAUGAAACUACUUCCGCCAGUACUGAUACAACUGUCUGAGGGCCAUCUAGUGGCAGGUUUCGGAUACUGCAGAGUUGAUGCCACAUGGCACCCAAGGGCAGAUUACUGAGCUUUUUUGGCUGUAUUAAUUUAUUUACUUUUUUCAUUUCAUUAACACUGUUUUUUUCCUGCGUCUUCACGGGAAAUUGUCAGGUAACAAAGCUCCAAAUAUGGAUUGUUGGUUGCAUAAAAUAUUGCUUUACAAAAUCAAUAUUUUAUAAUAAUGUAAUACUAAUAGAGAUACCCAUAGCAAUUCUUUACGAUGUAUUUUCUAUUAAUAUAAAGUAUUUUUCUUAGGUUUUUAGGGAAGUUUCCAGAUAAAAUAUUUCUUAAAUGUCUGUUUCUUGCUAGUGUUGUCAACUUUUGCUGUUUUUAUCACAGGUCACAAACUGUGGUGUUUUUCUCAAAGCUCACCCUAUAGGCAAUGUUUAAUUUUCUGAGUUUUACUUAGGUUUCAGUCCUCCUGCAACUGGAUCCAAGUGGAUCAUGCAAUUAGUAAUAUUUCUGGACAGGAUAUAAAACUAAGCUGGGAAGUUUUGGCUGCCCUGGUGAUUAAAAACCACCUGGCACUUAUGACAAGACUAGCUCUUCACCCUGAGGAUAUAACCAAAUCUAGGUACAAUAACUGCAUUCUGUGUCCCUACAUUGCCCUUGCAAUUCUAGUUUUUAAAAUGUAUCCCUUAGUUCCCUGCCUAAAAAUAGGCUUUGGGAUAAUUUGACAGUCACUACAGGUUACCAGCAAAGGAAGAAAUUGGUAUUUUUCUAAUAAUUUUACUUUAGGGUGAAGUUACCCUGUAUGGCUGGGAUUAAGUCCAUAGGGCCGCAGGAGGUAGUUUGCUGCCUCUCUUAUGGCAUGCACCUGGGAGGUCCAGGUACCUACCGUGAUAGGGCUAAACCAUAAAAUGAAAUGAAUCAAUGGAUUCUAAACAGGGACUCAAGUGGGGCUCUGUUGAGUGGAUGUACUUUUAGAGAACCCUGGGACUAGAAUGUUCUUAAAGCUUUCAAUGGUAUAUCAAGUCUUUGGGAACAUAUUUUAUCUGUUUAUAUCUUUUCCUUCAGAAUCCCAUUUAUACCCUUGCUAAGCUUGUUUGAGGAUUCUAUCAUAUUUUUGUAAGACCUGUCUCUAUCCUCUCCUGUCGAGAUAUUCUAGUUCUAGGUUCCAGUCUUGCAAGCACCUAUGUAUCUGUUUUAACUUUAAACUCCUGAGUAGACUCCUGGAAGUUAAUGGGACUACUCUUGUGCUUAAAGUUAAGUAUCUGCAUAAAGGGAGCCCUAAUUAUGGCUUUAAGCUCUGUGUGGAGCAGGGGUUAUUUGAGGAGCACAGACUGAGAAGUUGUAAAGACUACCACACCAACCUGCUUGCUGGUGCAUUUCAAUAGUAGCAGAUGAUGCCUGCAAAGCACUCUGGGAUCUCUUGGGAUGUUAUACUUUGUAAUUUUCUGUUAAAAUAGCAGUACACCACUGGUCAUUUGCUCCUGGUCCCACAUCUCCCCAGCGGUGCUGCUGAUCGUCAGUUAACGUUCCACUCAAGCCCAAUCAGUAUUAACACAUGCUGGCGCAUUCUCUUGAAUUUUACUUGGGUCACUCAGCAAUGAACUAGGUGCAUUCAACCUGCUCAGCAGACAUCACCGUUAGAAUUUUAAACUCUGAAAGUUUCCAAUGUGACUAGUGAUUUAACAAUUUGAAUAAACCCAUUUAUUGUUUCAUAUGUUCAAAGGCCAGAAGGGGCCAUUGUGAUCAUCUACUCUGACCUCUUACACAGCACAGGCCAGUGACCUUCCCCAAGAUCAUUCCUAGAGCAGAUCUUUUU
Chelonia mydas (Green sea turtle) is the source of this 11511-nucleotide messenger RNA. RefSeq names its product cullin-associated NEDD8-dissociated protein 1. The transcript has 16 exons. The record is from RefSeq and is a predicted model, not a curated record. Gene Ontology annotation, biological process: SCF complex assembly; protein ubiquitination. NCBI's taxonomy places the organism in Eukaryota, Metazoa, Chordata, Testudines, Cheloniidae. Bases 274 to 3984 code for a protein of 1236 amino acids. Gene Ontology annotation, cellular component: nucleus.